Messenger RNA from Penicillium psychrosexuale, 2580 nucleotides. RefSeq names its product WD40 repeat domain-containing protein. Gene Ontology annotation, cellular component: anaphase-promoting complex. Lineage: Eukaryota; Fungi; Ascomycota; Eurotiomycetes; Eurotiales; Aspergillaceae. The transcript is spliced from 2 exons. Gene Ontology annotation, biological process: positive regulation of anaphase-promoting complex-dependent catabolic process; anaphase-promoting complex-dependent catabolic process; positive regulation of ubiquitin protein ligase activity. Gene Ontology annotation, molecular function: ubiquitin ligase activator activity; protein binding; anaphase-promoting complex binding. Bases 1 to 2580 code for a protein of 859 amino acids. The record is from RefSeq and is a predicted model, not a curated record.
AUGGUAGAUAUGCAACGUCACUCCUUCGAGGAAACCUCUACAGGCAGUCACAAACAUCCAUUGACUUCACACUCUCGAUCCGAGUCUUCCAGGGACAGUGGACCUGUCCAAUUAACUGAAUUUGCAACUAUCAAUUUGCCAUUCUUUGAAACAUCUACUUCUCAAUCAUCAUUGUCAAAGCCCAAGACGCAACAUGCUCUGACACCCGUCCCUCGUUCCAAAGAAAACCGGGUCUCCUCACCCAAAAGAGGUCGCAGCAGAGUGAGAACCACUGGAAAUGCAGUAGCAAGGAGUUCCUUUCGAAGUCCUAUGUCGCCUGAUAGAUUCAUUCCAAAGCGAGACUUCGUGGAACCAACAUCAACAACCUUUCGUGUGGCCAAGCAUCCGCAGCGUCUUUCGCCUCAAGAGAGACUAUUUCGACGACUUCCUCCCGGGGAUGAUCCAUUUCUACCCACAAUCCCACGUAGGGCUUAUGUUGCCAACAGACCCCAGCUGCCAACUCGACUCCAGCAGAUCCCACAUCAACGGCCUCGUCUAGUCACUGAAGGCAAUAUCACAAGCAACAACGCUGCGCAUGAAUCUUUGAGACAGGUCAGCUCCGGCGCUGUCUGGAACGUGGGUGGAGCCUCUGCAGUCCUCGAUAGUUCCCUUGUCGUGGCUCCUCAUGAAACGCCGAGCACUUCGACCAAUGGAUCAUCUGCCCCAGUCUUCGUGGCUCGGUUUUUACCCAGAAAACCCAAAUACAGUGAACAAGAAAUACAUGAGUCGAGGCUUGCGCUUGCUUUGGGAAUCGACCCGACGACCAGACAGCUAGGUACUACUUGUCUGCGGUAUCUGGAUGUCCCCCUCAAUCCAGCAUCUCCAGACUUCGAGCGCCUCUCCCCAUUUGGAUGGAAGGACAGUGCUUGGAAGCAAAUUGAAAAGGAGCGUUGGGCCUUAUCUCCUACCAGAAAAGAGGUUGUUCCACCGAAGCCUUUUCGAAUCCUUGAUGCUCCUUUCCUUCGAGACGAUUUUUACUGCAGCACUCUUGCAUACUCAACAACAUCCGGGAUACUUGCUGUGGGUCUGGGUCAUCAAGUAUAUCUCUGGUCUGAAGGUCAUGGGAUGGAUUAUCCCCCCUUUCCAGAUCUGCACCCCUCAAAUUAUGUCACCUCCUUGUCAUUUUCUUCUGAGGAUGGCGAGCGAAGCAUUCUUGCAGUGGCCAGGCGGUCAGGUCAGUUGUCUCUAUGGAGCACAUUCGAGAAGGAAGUCCGGUUUGAGAUCAGUCAUCCCAGUACCAUUACAUGUGUGACGUUUAAGCCGAGAACAUCAAGGCGACCUUCAGAACGGUUCAUGCAUAUGGAAGUCGACGUGGAAGAGAUUGUUGCAGGUGACGACUUUGGAAAUAUCUGGUACUAUUCAGUCGAGUGGUCUGACGAAGAAGAUCAAGCUAAGUGGAAUUGGAACGGGUCCAUGACGCUUCUUGCCAAGAUCUGUGCACACACUCAACAAAUCUGUGGACUGGCAUGGUCACCCGAUGACAAAUACCUUGCCACGGGUGGUAAUGACAACGCCUGCCUUCUCUUUGAGCUGGCUGAGAUUGUUUCGCCACAGCAGAUGAGUUAUAUGGUCCCACCCAUCACGCCCCCGGACUCUCCUAGCAGCUUCAGCCUCGGUGUAUUUCCAUACUUUCCUCUGAGCACCGCAAGAAGACGAUUGUUCCUUAGACGACCUGCUCUCCCAUCAUGGCUUGCUGCUCCAGUUAAGCCUCCGGCCGAAUCUGCGCUUCUAAACCAUGCAGGCACUGUGAUCUCCGGUGGGGGACGAACUAUUCUGGUCCCAUACGGCCGUCACAAGUAUCGUCUGAUGCACUCCGCUGCGGUCAAGGCAAUUGCAUUUGCGCCAUGGCAGUCAUCCCUGCUCGCGACGGGGGGAGGCACCAAUGACAAAGCUAUACACUUCUAUCACACCCGGAGCGGAGCUUGUCUCUCAACCAUCAAUGUCUUCGCACAGGUAACCAGUCUUAUAUGGAGCGAGACUCGACGCGAGAUCGCCGCUACUUUUGGUUAUGCACAGCCAGAUCACCCAUUUCGUAUCGCCGUCUUUGCCUGGCCCAGCUGCGCACAGGUGGCCGUCAUUCCCUGGGGGCCCUAUGGAACCACCUGGGAUGGCCCUGAGACUCGAGUUAGCAACUUCGACUGCGGAAGAGCACUGUGGGCAGUACGAUAUCCAGGAAAAAUCCCUCGUUUCUCGGCUACACGCUCUGCUCGGCCUGGCAGCCAGUCAUCUUCACCUUCGUCCUCGUCAGCCCAGACUGGGUCUCCAGAACAAGAGACCCCGACCCGUGGCCGCAAGGUCAGUAGCCGCAAGGUUGGUGCUAGCAUGGUCACUCCCAAGGAAAAAGAAGGUGGGAUGUGGUGCGCACGAACAAGGGAGGAGGGAUGCAUUAUUGUCGCGUCUAGUGAUCAAACUGUGAAAUUCCAUGAGAUCUGGACCGGAAGAAGAACAAGCACUGACUCUGCUUGUGGACUCUUCGGUGGAAGCGACAUUCUUGAAGGCCUUGAGGGCAUUGAGAAGUCUGGUGGUGAAGUCAUUCGUUAG